Messenger RNA from Colletotrichum spaethianum, 1755 nucleotides. RefSeq names its product tannase. The transcript is spliced from 2 exons. Lineage: Eukaryota; Fungi; Ascomycota; Sordariomycetes; Glomerellales; Glomerellaceae. The coding region runs from base 1 to 1755 and encodes 584 amino acids. The record is from RefSeq and is a predicted model, not a curated record.
AUGCCCGCGUUUUAUUUGGCCUUCGUGGCUGCGAUCGCUCCAGCCAUCGUCAGCGCCGCCACGCUUGCCGAAGUAUGCACCAUAGCUCACGCACAAGAAGCUCUCCCCGCGACCGGUUUCAUCCCUGGCAUCACAAUCGACACCUCUUCAGUAGAGGCAUCUGUGGUUAGCAACGCAUCCGUCAGCUCCGAAUGGUAUCCGACCAGCAUUAUUGAAUACUGUAAUGUCACCUUCGCCUACUCACAUGACGGCCUUGCCGGCGACAAGGUCCAUGUUACCUAUUGGGUGCCUGCCCCUGAAAACUUCCAGAGCCGUUACGUUUCUACCGGCGGCGGCGGCCUUGCCAUCAACUCCCAGAGCCAAUACAUCCCCACGGGCAUCAUCGUCGGUGCCGUUUCAGGUAUCACCGAUGGCGGUUUCGGGUCUUUCAACACACAAUGGGACGCUGUUUUCCUUGCGGCCAACGGCACGGUCAACUGGCAGUCGGUCUACAUGUUUGGAUACCAGGCACAUAAUGAGUUAGCAACGCUUGGCAAAGAGUUCACCAAGAAAUUCUACAGCCUCGCGGAUGGCCAAAAGAUCUAUUCGUACUACCAGGGUUGUUCCGAAGGAGGUCGCGAGGGAUGGAGCCAGGCUCAGAGGUUUGCGGACCAGUUCGAUGGUCUUGCUAUUGGCGCGCCUGCUUUCAGAUACGGACAGCAGCAAGUCAACCACCUUGCAGCAAACGUCAUGGAGCAGACACGAAACUACUUUCCUCCUUCCUGCGAAUUCGAAAAGAUCCUUAACCUGACUAUCACUGCUUGCGACCCCCUCGAUGGCAAAACCGAUGGCGUUGUUGCACGAUCUGACCUAUGCAAGAGCACGUUCGACUUCAACACGACCGUCGGUCAACCUUACACUUGCACAGCCAAGACCGGUAACAGCGGGCCCGGCGGUUUUGAUGGCCUGGAGCGUCGCCAGAUGCCCACGAACCCAACACCAGCCCAGAACGGCACCGUCACUGCCGAAGCCGCCGCCCUGGUAGCCGAGUACUACGACGGCCUUCUGGACUCUGAGGGCAAGCGGAUUUACCUUAAUUAUCAAACCGGCUCAUCCUUUACUGACGCCAGCACCGCCUUUGACGAGGACACGCAGAGCUGGGGUCUAAGCAUCUCCAGCCUCGGCGGCGAAUGGGUAGCGCGUUAUCUCCAACUCCGCGACACCAGCACGCUCGAGUCCUUGACAAACGUCACCGCUGACACACUACGCGACUGGAUGCUACUCGGCAUGAACAGAUACGCCGACUCCCUACAGACGACGUACCCGGAUCUCAGCGGCAUCCAGGCCGCCGGCGGCAAGAUCCUCCACGUGCACGGCGAGCAAGACGACUCGAUCCCUGCGGGGUCGUCGGUGCAUUAUUACGAAUCCGUCAGGACCGUCAUGUUCCCUGGUCAGGGUCUCAACGAGAGCUCGGCGGCGCUCGACGAGUUUUACAGGCUGUACCUAGUGCCCGGCGGCGCUCACUGCGGAUCCAACACGAACCAGCCCAACGGCGGGUGGCCGCAAACGACGCUGCAGACGGUGAUCGAGUGGGUUGAAAAGGGUAAUGCGCCUGAUACGUUGAACAAUACGGGGGUGGGAAUCGAUACGCUCUGCCGUUGGCCUCUGCGGCCGUUGUGGUCGAAUGACGGCACGGCGUUUGACUGCGUGUAUGACCAAGCCUCCAUUGACAGCUGGAUGUACACGCUUGAUGCCUUUAAGGUUCCGGUCUACUAA